GAGAAACAAACAAGUAUCAUGUUACCUUAUAUAUCUUUCUUUCUCUUAUUUUCUCUCUCAAAACGAUAAGAGAGCAAAGAAGGAAAGACAAAAGCUACAAGAAAAAGGAGCUAGAGGUUCGAUCAAAUAAUGGGGAAAGACAAAAUGAACACUAACAAGGCCAAGCUAAGGAAGGGAUUAUGGUCACCAGAGGAAGAUGAGAAGCUCAUCAACUACAUGCUAACUAAUGGACAAGGCUGUUGGAGUGACAUUGCUAGGAAUGCUGGCUUGCUGAGGUGUGGAAAGAGUUGUCGUCUUCGUUGGAUCAAUUACUUGCGACCUGACCUCAAGCGUGGCGCGUUUUCCGGUCAGGAGGAAGAGCUCAUUGUCCAUUUGCAUUCCAUUCUUGGCAACAGGUGGUCUCAAAUUGCGGCGCGUCUACCGGGAAGGACAGACAAUGAAAUAAAGAAUUUCUGGAACUCCACACUGAAAAAGAGACUGAAACUGAAGAAUAUCAUUUCAGCUCCUCCUCCUCCCAUGUCUUCAUCACCAAAUCAUGAUAGUGAUUCAUCAUCGGAACAUCCUAGUAGAGUUCAUCAUAUCACAGCUGGAGGAAUCAUGAUCCCCAAUAUCACCAUGUCAAUGGACUCAUCCAUAUCCACCACAUCAUCAGCAUCAAUGUCCAUGCAAUCCAUCGUUACCGGCAACCAAUUCGAUCCUUUUUUGGUCCUCGAUAACCGGUCUGACAUGACUGCUUUAACGAGUUUCUUCAAUGUGCCUACAAGUUUAACAACACAAGUAGGUAUGGGGGAUGGGAUGUUCUAUGGGGGUGAUUAUGGGGUGGUUUUGGAGAAUAACAAAUUAGGGUUAGGGAGUGAUAUUUCUCUUCCUCCACUAGAGAACAUUAGAAGCAACAUUAUCAAUGAAGAGAAUCAUGAUAAUGUUGUUAUUGGCAUGAAAGGCCAUAACAACAACAAUAACAAUAAUUUAAGUAAUAAUAAUAAUACUUGCUUCAAUAACACAGCUGAUCAUAAUCAAGGGUUUAAAGUAGAGGAUGUGUUUGGAUAUGAAGAAAAUCAUUGGGAAAGUGGAGAAAACUUAAGAAUGGGAGACUGGGAUUUAGAGGGUUUGAUGGAAAACCUUGUACCUUCCUUCCCUUUCCUUGAUUUCCAAGUUGAAUAAUUUCCCAUUCAUGCACCCCUAUUCUCUCUCAACCAUCGAACAAUACAUGUACUAGUACAUUUUGGACGUGCACUUUUCCCAUCUUUUUGGCCAUAUUCAUUAUUUUCUCUCCCAACACAUACUCCUUUUUUCUUUUCUUUUCUUUUCUCAUGUUUUUCAACCAUGAAUACGUGUAUUCUUCCAUGUUGCUGUCGAGGGUGGGGAUCAGGCUGGGCAGAAUUUUUUUUAUGUGAUUUGAGUUCGUUUAUGAGGCACUUAUGGGUAAAUUUGGGGAGUAUAGGGGUUGGUGAAAUAAUUGAUUGUUCAUGUGAAAGAGAAAUGUGAAUAGUGGGUGGUAUAUAUAGAAUUCUAUUUCUAGCUACAUACAUAUACACAAAAAAGAAAUAAAGAUUAGUUGUUGAAUAUAUGUGUAAUUUCAUGUACAAAAGAUCACAAAAAAUAAUGUGGAAGUGGAAGUUGUAUGUGUAAAGAUGAGAUGGAUACAAUACACACGGAUUAUAUGUAACCAAAUAUAUAUACCAAUAAGAAAUUCAUGG
Messenger RNA from Tripterygium wilfordii, 1697 nucleotides. RefSeq names its product transcription factor MYB83-like. The coding region runs from base 130 to 1161 and encodes 343 amino acids. NCBI's taxonomy places the organism in Eukaryota, Viridiplantae, Streptophyta, Magnoliopsida, Celastrales, Celastraceae. The transcript has 2 exons. The record is from RefSeq and is a predicted model, not a curated record.